Molecule: messenger RNA, 2650 nt
Organism: Phalaenopsis equestris
Lineage: Eukaryota; Viridiplantae; Streptophyta; Magnoliopsida; Asparagales; Orchidaceae
Exons: 1
Coding region: 325-2040 (571 amino acids)
Molecular function (GO): protein binding
Source: RefSeq, a predicted model, not a curated record
UUCUCUUUUUAUCUUGGAAUCAUCCCAAAUCUUUUUUUUUGUGAUAUUCAAGAGUUUUUACAUUGUGAAUGCACCCUUCUGUCAUUUUCAGAUCCCAAAAUUGUCAGAACUCAGUCACUCACACCUGUCUGAUACCUCUGAGAGGAUGUAGACAGAGAGAUCCGGAAAAAAAAACUAAAAAAGUAAAUGCUCACUUACCUAAGAUAGCCGCCUCCUUCAUCGUCUCUUCUUCUCCAACCAUAUCCUAUCCGAAUUCCAUAACUUGAUUUUCUGCAGAACUCUCAACACUAACCAUCGUAUGCUUUAUUCUCCAUAUUUCGAAACAUGAAUGCAGAAGAAGCAAAAACAGCCAUACAGCAAGCUUCAACCCUCAUAAGCUCUUCGUUAUCCUCCUCAUCUACUAUUCAAUCCUUCCCUGUCAAAUGGCAAUCUAUCAGGAUCAUGCUUGAGCACCUCCACUCCUGCCUAACGUCUGUCUCAAACAAUGCUGAUUCUGCAAGGAAUUCCUCUUUCAUAGAGCUGGUACAAGUCAUCUCUGUCACAGCAAAGGACACUGAGAGUCUUGCUUUGCGUUGCAGUGAUGAAUCAUACAAUGGUGGUAAGCUUCUCAUGAAGAGUGAUCUCGAUGUCAUCGCCACGAAAAUCCAGCUCCACGUCAAGCACAUUGAUGAAAUCUUUCCUUCUGGUGUUCCGUUGAACGCCAAGGCUAUAAUUCUAUCUAAGCCAGGGGCUGGAGCAACCAGAGAGAUUAUGGAAUUCUCUGUAAAGGACAUCUUCUCCAGGCUCAAGAUUGGAGACAAGGAGAUAAGAGCUGGAGCACUUAGUGCCCUCAACGAGGUCCUUAAAGAGGAUGGCAAGUAUGCUAGAAUUGUAGCCGCUGAGAUGGCUAACAGAGCAAGCACUCUUGUUAAUCUUCUUAAAUUAAGAGACCUCACGAUUCAAGAAGAGAUUUUGGAAGCCGUCGUGGUUGUUUCUAGCGUUGAUUCAAAUAGAACAAUGUUGGUGAUGGCCGGGGUUGUUCCACCCUUGAUUCCAGUUCUGCGCUGUGGAAGUGAAUUGGGAAAAGAAAGAGCUGCUCAAGUUCUGAAGCAAAUGACUGAGAAUUGUAACAACGCGUGGCUGCUGUCUUCAAAUGGUGGAGUCACAGAACUGCUCAAGAUUUGCAAUGAAGAAACUAGCUCUUGCAAGCUGAUAAGUUUGGCUUGUGGGGUGCUGAGGAACAUAAGUUGUGUCGUUGAGAUUAAGAUGUUCAUGGUGGAAGAAGGGGCAAUUUCAGUUUUUCUUAAGCUUUUGAAAUCAAAGGAAGAAUUGCUACAAACUCUGGCCAUGGAGUUUUUGUACAAGUUAUCCCUAGAUUCAGAAGAUGAAAUAAUCAUACAUGGUGAAGUAGUGAGACAGAAAGAAGAAGUUGUUGAGUCUCUCCUGACUGUCCUAAAUCCCAACUCUAUUUAUUCAUCUAAGGUUAGGGAGAUCAGCCUUCGAGCAAUCGAAGGAUUCUGCUUAUCAUCCACUAAUGCUGUGAACUAUCUUCUGGAUUCAGGAUUCCUUGACCAAGUUCUCUUCCAUCUGAAACAUGGAGAGAUCUUGGACCAAGAAUCGGCACUGAAAACUGUUUCUGUAUUCUGUAGAGUCUCUGAAGAGGCUAAGAAUACAAUGGGUGAAAUGGGCUUCAUGACAGAACUGGUUCGAAUGAUUGAAAACAGAUCUUCUGAGGUGAGCGAGACUGCAGCUGAAACUCUUUGUAGUUUAGUGCUGGUUCAGAAGAAUAGAAAAAGGUUCAUUCAAGCAGAACAGAACGUUGACACAGUUCUGCAGCUGUUAAAUCCAGAGGAAGAAAAGUCAGUGCUAAGAGGCCUUUUGCUCACAGCUCUGAUCUCCUUGACUGAUUGCAAUAGUGGGAGGAGAAGGGUUGCGAGUUCAGCUUAUGUGAGGAAUUUGGAAAAGCUUGCAGAGAUUAAUAUGACGGAUGCAAAAAAGAUUCUGAAGAGGAUAACCGGAAACAGAUUUCGAUCUAUUCUAAAUGGAAUUUGGGGCUUCUAAGUUUCAUCUUCAGUGCUUGUGAAUAUGUGAUAUUCAGCUCUUUUUAUUGCAGACUUUUAUUCAUUGGUGCUCCUAAGUUUCAUCUUCACUGCUUGUGAAUAUGUAAUAAUAUGAGAGAAGUAUAUCUCUAAUGUAUAGUGGUCACAAGUCAUAAUAUGAAAAUCAGCAAAUAAUGUUGAAGUUUGUUCUUGGAUGAGGAUUUCUGUUUGGAAGGCAAAAAGCAAUAACGCUAAACAACUGAGAGUAAGCUUCCCCUUCAAAUAUUUAUCAAAAUCAAAGCUUGGUUACCAUAGCGAACUCGCCACCCAAUAUAUAAGAUCAUAGGCUUCAAGGUCAGAAAAAUUUUAUAAAUAUUUGGUUAUUCUGAAUCUAAAUAUUUGAGUCUCAAGAAAUUCAAACAUACAUACAUUAGAAGGCUAUUUUGAAAAAAUAUUAAUUAGCGUUUCAUAAAACGUACAGCUGUGCCAUAAAUGUACUUUAUAUCUUCCAAAUGCAGGACCAAAGCUUUCAUUGAUGGCAACAGUAAGUGAAGGCAUUUCUUUAAUCAAUUAAUGAAAGCCAUGAAAGAAAAAUGUCAUGUUCGUUAAUAAAUAUUGUAAUGGAAACAUGU